AUGUCUAGAGUACGGAAGCAACCCGGAACGUAUACGAUCUCUUCAUUGAAUGGCGAUAGCCUAGGCAGCAAGAAACGAAAGAGGGUCGAAGUUCCCUCAGUCGAAUCAACACCAAGAAGCAAACAGAAAGUUGAGCGCUUCGCCGAGACGACGCGGUCUCCCCGUUCGCGACUGGCAGCAACCGACGUCCAAGUCAAGGAACAAGUGGAAAAUAAAGCUGAGUCUACUCGGAACGGCUCCUUGAUUUUAGAAGAGACGGAGGAAGUUAAGAUCUCGGUGAAAAAAAGCCCGGCCCUCAGAUUGAAGACCCAGAAGGCUUCGAAGGCAGACCCGGAGGAUGAACAAGACUUGGUGAAGGAGGAAACCCAAACAAAGGCAAAGCGCAAAGGGAAACCAAAACAAUCUCUGGAGGAAGAGGGCGACGAGGACGAAACCAAACCCAAGAAGAAGCGCAAGACCAAAGAAGAAAAGGAAGCAGAAGCAAUGGCUCUCGCUGCUCGGACGACAGGGUUGAAGAUGUUCGUCGGCGCCCACACAAGCGUAGCCAAGGGAGUAGAAAACUCUGUCAUGAAUUGUCUACACAUUGGUGGAAAUGCAUUCGCCUGUUUUCUCAAAUCCCAGCGGAAGUGGGAGAAUCCUCCAUUACAAAACAGCAACAGGGAUGCGUUUCGAAAGGCUCUGAUCGAGCAUAAGUACGAUGGGAUGAAGCACGUCGUUCCACACGGAAGCUACCUGGUCAAUUUGGCGAACGCGGACAAAGACAAGGUUGAACAGUCAUAUGAUGCUUUUCUUGACGAUCUGCGACGGUGUGAGGCCUUAGGAAUCAAGCAUUAUAAUUUCCAUCCAGGGGGAGCUGGCACUGGUUCUUUCGACGAAGCCAUAAAACGGCUUGCUGGCAACCUCAAUCGAGCAUUGUCAGAGACCAGCACGGUGGUUCUGCUCUUGGAAAACAUGGCUGGACAUGGCACGCUGAUUGGAGGCCGCUUCUCUGACCUCCGCGACGUUAUUGCUCAAAUCAAACCUGAAUUCAGGCCUCGCAUCGGGGUGUGCAUCGACACAUGCCAUGCAUUUGCGGCAGGAUAUGAUUUGAGGACCCCCGAAGCAUUUGAGAAGACCAUGCAAGAGUUCGAUGAUGUGGUUGGAAUGCAAUAUCUUAAAGCUUUGCAUCUCAACGACUCGAAAGCACCCCUCAACAGCCAUCGUGACCUACACCAAAACAUCGGGCUCGGGUUUCUAGGCCUUCGAGCCUUCCACAGCGUCAUGAAUGAGCCGCGUUUCCAGGGUUUACCACUCAUCCUCGAGACUCCCAGUGAGAGACCUGAUCCUAAAGACCCAACGAGCAAGAAGACAAUUGAGGACAAGAGUGUGUGGGCCAAGGAGAUCAAAUUGCUCGAAAGUCUGAUAGGGAUGGAUCCCAAGGGUGAUGAAUUUCUGACAUUGGAGAGAGAGCUGAGCAACAAGGGCAAAAAGGAGCGACAGGAAAUGCAGGCCAAGUUUGAUGAAAAGCAAGAGAAGGAGAGAAAGAAAAUGGCCAAGGAGCGUGAAAGGGGUCAGAAGAGCUUGACUGACAUGUUUGGCAAAGUCGGUGGUGGCCAGGCGAACAAAGUCGCCCGGAAGACAAGGAAGAAGCCGAAAGGUCAGGAUGAGAGUGAUUCGGACGAACUGAGCUCCGUUGGUGAUCUCAGCGACAACGAGGAGGGGCAUAAGCACUGA
Molecule: messenger RNA, 1713 nt
Organism: Exophiala aquamarina CBS 119918
Lineage: Eukaryota; Fungi; Ascomycota; Eurotiomycetes; Chaetothyriales; Herpotrichiellaceae
Product: AP endonuclease 1
Exons: 1
Coding region: 1-1713 (570 amino acids)
Biological process (GO): base-excision repair
Cellular component (GO): mitochondrion; nucleus
Molecular function (GO): DNA binding; zinc ion binding; phosphoric diester hydrolase activity
Source: RefSeq, a predicted model, not a curated record